Molecule: messenger RNA, 366 nt
Organism: Opisthorchis viverrini
Lineage: Eukaryota; Metazoa; Platyhelminthes; Trematoda; Opisthorchiida; Opisthorchiidae
Exons: 2
Coding region: 1-366 (121 amino acids)
Source: RefSeq, a predicted model, not a curated record
AUGUGGGAGAAGCGUGAACAAGUGAAAACAACAACCUGGAAUGCAACAGUGAUUGGAGGUGGUGAGACUUGGACCGACAAUGGUAGGGUGGCCCAGUGGCCCGAGGAAACCAGUAAACAGCAGGAAGUGGUACCGGAGAAAACACUAGUGCCAUUUUGGGAAGUGGGAGAAUGGGUGGCGAGUGUAGCUCGAACAACGGGUGGGCUGCGAUCAACAGGAGUUGCGGGGGGACACACGAAGGACGUAACGCUCACUGAGCGUGUCCAGAGAGCCACUACGAAAAUAAUUGUCAGCCUCAAAUCCGUGGACUACGAAACGCGUCUCGCGGUGCUUCACCUCUUUCCCCUGGAGUAUCGUCACCUAUAA